This is a messenger RNA of Botrytis fragariae, 768 nucleotides long. Its product is annotated as putative calcipressin family protein. Bases 1 to 768 code for a protein of 255 amino acids. The transcript has a single exon. Gene Ontology annotation, biological process: calcium-mediated signaling. Gene Ontology annotation, cellular component: cytoplasm; nucleus. The record is from RefSeq and is a predicted model, not a curated record. Gene Ontology annotation, molecular function: calcium-dependent protein serine/threonine phosphatase regulator activity; nucleic acid binding. NCBI's taxonomy places the organism in Eukaryota, Fungi, Ascomycota, Leotiomycetes, Helotiales, Sclerotiniaceae.
AUGUCAUCUCCAACUUCCCCAACUGGAAGUACUCUUUCUUCGCGCAGAGGAUCCCACAAAUCGCUUUCCCUCGAUCUCUCCAAUCUUCCCCCUCUCUCACAACCCACACCUCCUUCUAACACCCUCCUCAUAACGAAUCUCAAAGACAGCGAGAUCUUCCGCGCCGACAACCUUCAAUCCAUCAAAGAACUGAUCAACACCUCCGCCCCCAUCCACUCCUGGGCCCCAUUAAAAUCCUUCUCCCGCAUCAUCGUUUCCUUCUUCUCGGAAGAAUCCGCCAUCCGCAUCCGCCAAAUCCUCGACGGCGAAGAAAUCAUGGGCGAGCGCAUGCGCGUCUAUUUCGGUCAACCUACAUCCAUCUCCCCAAAAGACACGCAUCUCAAUCUCCCCGACGCCGGAAAACUCUUCUUCAUCUCUCCCCCUCCCUCUCCUCCCCACGGCUGGGAAAUGAAAAUGGAAGAUGCCCCCAAUAAGCAAGUGCACGCCGAAGAUCUCGCCGAAGCCCUCGCGAAAUUGCAUCAUCGACCCACCACCGAUUUGCCCGCGAGUCCCAUGAGCGAUAAUGGCGAGUCGUUGAAAAUUGGACGAGGAAGAAGCGCGAGCACGACCACCAUCUAUGAUCCCCAGGCUCAUGGACACAGUCCCAAUUUGCCUGCGAUAGCGGUUGAGGAUACCACGGGAGAGGAUUGGGGUGUGUCUCCGCUGGAGACGGAGAAGCCGAUUUUGGCGCAUACUGCUAGGCCGCCGGUUGAGUUGAUGGAGUUUUAG